GUGUACUCAUCACGUGCCUAGUAGUCCGUGCCGUCCAUAUAGAGAUCGCCCACACGCUUAAUAGCAGUUCCUGUAUCAUGGCGUUGCGGAACUUCAUGGCCAGGCGUGGAACGCCUUUAGAACUAUUCAGUGAUCGUGGAACUAAUUUCGUUGGAGCAAAUCGUGAACUGACCGAAGCAAUUCGCUCUCUAGAUCAGGAGAAGCUCAUGCAAGAGCUCGAAACCCCAGAUACCAAGUGGACGUUCUUGCCACCGAGUAGCCCACACAUGGGUGGAAGUUGGGAAAGAUUGGUGCAGUCUGUUAAGAAAGUACUGAAUAAUAUGAAGCUUCCAAGAUUGCCAACCGACGAAGUUCUCAGGAACAGCCUCAUGGAGGUGGAGAAUAUCCUAAAUUCGCGACCCUUAACUUACGUACCCAUCGAGGAUGUCGAACAUGAAGCCAUCACACCCAACCACUUUUUGUUAGGUUCAUCCAGUGGUUCCAAACCAUUACUACCCUACGACGAAAGCCUCGCUACGCUAUCGAACUCUUGGAAAACAUCACAAACUCACGCGAAUUUGUUCUGGAAGAGAUGGUUACGAGAGUAUUUGCCGUCGAUAAAUCGCCGCACAAAAUGGCAUUACCCAGCUAAACCAAUCCAGAUUGGUGAUGUUGUCGUCAUUGUCGAUCCAGAUCUGCCAAGAAACACGUGGCCCAAAGGACGUGUUGUGGACGUCAAGCUGAAGGAUGGACAAGUUCGUAGUGCAACAGUGAGGACAACAGCGAACAUUUUCGAACGCCCAGCAGUCAAGCUGGCGGUUCUAGACGUCGGCGCAACAGCGAAUACACAGGAACCCGGAGCCUGUGUACUGGGGGGGAGUGUUACGCAACAUGCGAACGCGCCUCCGUUAUCAAUUUACCCUCAACGAGGUCAGCCGCCCCAGCUGCAAGCGGGACAGCGGGUAACUGACAAGUCAGUGGUAAACAAACAAAAAAAAGGAUAGCGACGACGAAGAAAGAUAUCGAGAUUAAAAAAGUGGUUUGAGAUAGUCAUUAAAGCGAAAUUAAAUUGAAACUCUAAUAGCUAGAAGUACGGUUUAGGAUUGUUUUAAGGUUGCUUAUAUAUAGUAGUACGGAGUGGAUUAACAGCUAAAAGUACGGUGCUGAAUUCUUAUAAUUAAUAGUACGGUUGAGUUUAUUAAAGGCUAGAGGACUGUUACAGCUAGUUCGUGCUAUUGAAGCA
Molecule: messenger RNA, 1222 nt
Organism: Topomyia yanbarensis
Lineage: Eukaryota; Metazoa; Arthropoda; Insecta; Diptera; Culicidae
Exons: 2
Coding region: 78-983 (301 amino acids)
Biological process (GO): DNA integration
Molecular function (GO): nucleic acid binding
Source: RefSeq, a predicted model, not a curated record